Messenger RNA from Neomonachus schauinslandi (Hawaiian monk seal), 5949 nucleotides. RefSeq names its product fer-1-like protein 4. The record is from RefSeq and is a predicted model, not a curated record. Gene Ontology annotation, biological process: plasma membrane organization. Gene Ontology annotation, cellular component: membrane. Lineage: Eukaryota; Metazoa; Chordata; Mammalia; Carnivora; Phocidae.
AUGACCGACAAUUCUCUGCCUCUUUCCCUGUCCAUCUUCUACCUUUCUUUAAGGGUGAACCCUGGGGGACUGGACCCUGGGCUGGGCGUCUGCGGCUUCACCCAAAAAACAAGGAGAAUUCACUGUGGUCAAGAAGCAGAUAUUGGUGAGCUGUUCCAUUGGCCACACUAUGGGGCUCCACUGGUUGGGGAGUGCCUGUCUGUGCAGGUGGUUAACUGCAGCCAUGUGUUCAGCCCCAGGUCUCUCGGAACACUGGUGAUCUCCCUGCAGCAGCUACAGAGUACUGGGCAUUUGGUGCUACAGGAGGCCCUAGUGGAUGAGAAUCUGUGAGUGACCCCGAUACAGGUGGAGCUUGACCUGAAGUAUCAGCCCCCAGAGGGUGCAACUGGAGCCUGGGCAGAGGAGGAUUUUGGAGCAUCCAUCCGGGACAGCUCAGAACUGAUCAUCCCCAAUGUGGGCUUCUAGGAGCUGGAAUAAGCCUUUCCUAUCAGGCCCGGGGAGGCCUGGCUGGAGAGGCGGGCAGUGGCAUUGGGCCACAGGCUAGCUCGAGGCCUAGCUCAGCAGGAUGAUGAAGACAAUGAGCUGGAGCUGGAGCUGGAGGAUGAGCCUGAUGUGGAGCUUUCUGGUGUUGUGUUCAGCCACCUCAAGAGCCGAGCUCCGGCCCUGGCCAGAGGGGAUCCUUUCCAGGUGUCCAGAGCUCGGGACUUCCAGGUGGGGGUCACAGUGCUCGAGGCCCAGAAGCUGGUAGGAGUCAACAUUAACCCCUAUGUGGCAGUGCGUGUUGGGGAGCAGCGCCGAGUGACCGCCACGCAGCGCGGGACUAACUGCCCCUUCUACAACGAGUACUUCUUGUUCGAAUUUCAUGAGACCCGGCUUCACCUCCAAGACUUGCCGCUGGAGAUCACGGCUUUCCAUUCGCAGACCCUCCCCUUCAUGGCCUCCCAGAUAGGCACCUUCAGGAUGGACUUGGGCAUUAUCUUCGACGAGCCAGAUGACCACUUCUACCAGAAAUGGGCUCCGCUGCACGAUCCCCAGGACACCCGUGCCGGGACCAAAGGCUUCGUCAAGGUCACUUUGUCCGUGAGGGCGCGCGGGGACCUGCCCCCUCCUCUGUCAGCCCCGGGCCCCGGGCACAGUUCGGACAUCGAGAAGUGAGCUGGGAACCUGCUCCUGCCGCGCCGGGUGCCGGCCCAGAGGCCGUGGGCGCGGCUGCGCGUGCGCGUGGACCGCGCAGAGGGGCUGCGGGCGCUGCGCCCGGGGCUGCUGCGGAGUCCGGCCCACGCCCUGCAGGACCAGCGCGUCCUCAUGGACCCCUACGUGCGCGUGUCUUUCCUGGGGCAGCAGGACGAGACGUCCGUGCGCGGCGAGGCGGCGGCGCCCCAGUGGAACGAGCAGCUGAGUUUCGUGGAGCUCUUCCCGCCGCCGACGCGCGGACUCCGUCUGCAGCUGAGGGACGACGCGCCCCUGGUCGAUGCGGCCGUCGCCACGCGCGUGCUGGACCUGAGGCAGAUCUCACACCCGGCCCGCGCGGCGGGGUUUAACCCCACCUGCCCGGCAUGGGUGCCUCUCUGUGGAUCUCCCCCCAGCGGGGGGCUCCGGGAUGGUCUUCAAAGUCUCAAUGAAGGCCUUGGCCAAGGCAUUUGGUUCUGUGGCCUCCUGCUGGUGGCCGUGUCCAUGGAAGUGUCGGAAGGGAGAGCUGAACCUGAGCCUCCCCAGGCCCCACAGGGACCCAGAUUGUCCCGGCUCAUGAAAAAGAAGAAAGCCAUUGGGGGCCAGACCCCAGCAGGGAUCCCACAGCACCUGGAUGCCAGCUCCAGUGGAGAUGGUCCUGAGAUUCCUAGUGCCAUGGAGGUGGAGGUGGAGGAGUUGCUGCCUCUGCCAGAGAAUGCCCUGGCGCCCUUGCAAGAUUUCCUGCUCUUCCGUGUGCUUUUCGAGGCCACCAUGAUUGACCCUGCCUUGGCCUCCCAGCCCAUCAGCUUCGAGAUCUCCAUUGGCCGCGCAGGCCGCGGGGAGGAGCAACUGGGCCGAGGGUCCAGGGCCGGGGAGGGAGCGGAGGGCGUGCAAGCACAGCCUCUGCUGGAGCCGGACGUGGGAGUCGGGCCAGUGGAGGAGGAGGAGCUAGGGACCCCUGCCCACCGGCCUGAGCCGGUGAGUGUUCCUGGUGGCUGGAAGGAGGGCGUUGGGAGGCCCUACUUGUGCGUGCCCCUGCGUCACCGCAAGCCGUGCGUGCGCGUGUGGAGCCGCUGGGAGGAUCACACGGGGCGCCCGCAGAGCACUAACUGCGUGCGGAAAGCGGCCGAGAGGCUGGACCAGGGGCUGCAGGAGGUUGAGAUUCUGCAGCGCAGGCCGGGGCCUGGCGCCUACGCACGGCUGAAACAGGCGCUGGAAGAGCUGGUAGCGGGGAGCAGGUGAUUCUGCCACAGUGCUGAGCGCAGGACAAUGACCUGGCCCAACGCCCUGGAUCACUGCCGAGGGAAACUGCUGGUGCAUAGCCUGAACCUGUUGGCAAAGCAAGGACUGAGGCUUCUACGGGGUCUGAGACAGGGCAAUGUGCAAGAGAAGGUGGCACUGGCCAAGAAGCUCUUGGCAAAACUGUGCUUCAUGGCCCAGGAGCCCCAGCCACCCCUCCCAGAUGUGCUGGUCUGGAUGCUCAGUGGGCGGCGCCUCGUGGCCUGGGCCCAGAUCCCUGCCCAGGAUGUGCUGUUCUCUGUGGUUGAGGAGGAACGGGGCCGGGACUGUGGGAAGAUCCAGAGUCUACUGCUCACAGCACCUGGGGCAGCUCCUGGUGAGGUCUGUGCCAAGCUGGAGCUCUUUCUGUGGCUGGGGCUGGGUAAGCAAGCCAAGGCUGCACCUCAGAGCUCCCCCGGGGACCUGCUGCCCGAGCCCCCCGAGGGGCUGCCACACCACCUGUACCGGCCCUACUUCAGCUACUUCCAGCUCCGAGCUCACUUGUACCAGGCCCGAGGGGUGUUGGCAGCAGAUGACAGUCGGCUUUCAGACCCCUUUGCUCGAGUCCUCAUCUCUACCCAGUGCCAGACCACACAGGUCCUGGAGCAGACGCUGAGCCCCCUGUGGGAUGAGCUCUUGGUAUUUGAUCAGUUGAUCAUAGACGGGAGGAGGGAGCAUCUGCAGGAGGAGCCUCCAUUAGUGCUCGUCAAUGUCUUUGACCACAAUAAGUUUGGCCCCCCUGUGUUCCUGGGCAGGUCACUGGCUGCCCCAAGGGUAAAGCUGAUGGAGGACCCUUACCAACGCCCUGAGCUGCAGUUCUUCCCCCUAAGGAAGGGGCCCAGGGCAGCCGGAGAGCUCAUCGCCACCUUUGAACUCAUUGAACUGGACUACAACGGCUGGCUCGAGCCCUCAGUGCUAAGUGAUGUAGAGCCCCAGGACCUGACACCACUGGUUGAGCACCUGUCUGGACGCCUGUCCCUGCCACCUGAUGUGCGUCCAGUGCUCAGGGAGUUCCGUGUUGAGGUGCUGUUCUGGGGUCUGAGAGGCCUUGGCCAUGUGCAUCUGUUUGAGGUGGAGCAGCCCCAGGUUAUGCUGGAGGUGGCUGGGCGAUGUGUGGAGUCAGAGGUCCUGGCCAGUUACCAUGAGAACCCCAAUUUCACUGAACUCGUCAGGCAUCUGACCGUGGACUUUCCCAAGCAGCCUUACCUGCAGCCCCCGCUUAGCAUCCUGGUGAUUGAGCGCCGGGCCUUUGGCUGCACCGUGCUUGUCGGUUCCCAUAUUGUCUCCCACAUGCUGCGAUUCAUACUCCGGGGUCAUGAGGAUGCCCCCGAGGAGGAAGGAGAAGAGGAGGAGACAGGGGACCUAGUGCUCAAGGGACCACAAGGACAGAAGUCCCUGGAUCCCUUCUUGGCUGAAGUGGGGAUGUCCAGACGGCUUCUGAAGGCUCCUCUGAAGAAGCUCCCCUUGGGGAGCCUCCUGAACCAAGGCCCUGAGCUGGAGGAGGACAUCCCAGAUCCUGAAGAGCUUGACUGGUGGUCCAAGUACUAUGCCUCGCUGCAGGAGCUCCAGGGGCAGACCAACUUUGAGGAGGAUGAAAUGGAUGAUCCCGGGCAGUCAGAUGGGGUCAACCUCAUUUCUGUGGAUGGGGAGGCCCAAGACCAGGGUCAGGGUGAGGCUGAAGUCAAAGGCUCCAUAUCCCAGAAGAAAGCAGUAGCCACCCUGAAGAUCUACGACGGCAUCCUGGAGGAAGAGUUUAACCACUUUGAAGACUGGCUGAAUGUGUUUCCCCUGUACCGAGGGUAAGGGGGCCAGGAUGGAGAUGGAGAAGAAGAAGGGUCUGGACAUCCUGUAGGCAAGUUCAAGGGAUCCUUCCUUAUACCUGAAUCAGAGGCAGUGUCAUUCUCUGAGCCCCAGAUCUCCCGGGGAGUCCCACAGAACCGGCCCAUCAAGCUCCUGGUCAGAGUACAUGUGGUAAAGGCCACCAACCUGGCUCCUGCAGACCCCAACGGCAAGGCAGACCCUUACGUGGUGGUGAGUGCUGGCCGAGAGCUGCGGGACACCAAGGAACGCUACAUCCCCAAGCAGCUGAAUCCUGUCUUUGGAGAGGUCCUGGAGCUCGGCGUCUCUCUCCCUGCCGAGCCAGAGCUGACUGUGGCUGUGUUUGAUCAUGACCUCGUGGGUUCUAAUGACCUCACCGGGGAGACCCACUUUGACCUGGAAAACCGAUGCUAUAGCCACCACAGGGCGAACUGUGGGCUGGCCGCCCAGUAUGACGGGGAUGGGUACAAUGCCUGGUGGGAUGCGUUCCGGCCUCCGCAGAUCCUGGCGGGGCUGUGCCAACGCUGUGGCCUCUCCGGCCCUGAGUACCGAGCCGGGGCUGUCAAGGUGGGCAGCAAAGUCUUUCCGACACCGCCUGAGACCCUGCCCCCCGAGGAGGCGCAGGCGCUGCUGGUGCUUGGGAUCCAGCUGGUGCCCGAGCACGUGGAAACUCGGUCCCUCUACCCUCCCCGCAGCCCAGGGCUGCUGCAGGGAUCCCUUCACAUGUGGACCGAUAUCUUCCCCCGUGAUGUGCCCGCCCCACCCCCAGUUGACAUCAAGCCUCAACAGCCAAUCAGCUAUGAGCUCAGAGUCAUCAUCUGGAACACGGAGGACGUGGUUUUGGAUGAUGUGAACCCACUCACUGAAGAGCUGUCCAGUGACAUCUAUGUGACAAGCUGGGUGAAGGGCCUGGAGCAUGACAAGCAGGAGACAGACGUUCACUUCAACUCUCUGACUGGGGAAGGUAAUUUCAACUGGCGCUUCGUGUUACGCUUCAACUACCUGCCCACGGAGCGGGAGGUGAGCGCGCCGCGGCCCGGACCCGUCGCCCUGGAGGAGGCCGAGGUCCGGCAGCCUGCGGUGCUGGUCCUGCAGGUCUGGGACUAUGACCGUGUCUCCGCCAACAACUUUCUUGGAUCCCUGGAGCUGCAGCUGCCAGACAUGGUGCAGGGAGCCUGGGGCCCGGAGCUCUGCUCCGUGCGGCUGGCCCGCGACGGGGCCGGGCCUAGGUGCAACCUCUUUUGCUCCCGCCGCUUGCGGGGCUGGUGGCCUGUGGUGAAGCUGCGGGAGCCAGAGGCUGAGCCCGGGGAGCAGCGGGAGGCUCCAGCGGGCAAGAAGAGGCGGAGGAAGAGGAGGAAGGACCGGCCGGAGGACUUGGCGUUCACAGAUCCUGGAGGAGUCCACAUCCUCACGGGGAAGGUGGAGGCAGAGUUUGAGCUGCUGACCGCGGAGGAGGCGGAGAAGCGGCUGGUGGGGAAGGGGCGACAGGAGCCCGAGCCCUUGGACAAGCCCAACCGCCCGAAGACCUCCUUCAGCUGGUCUGUGAACCCGCUGAAGACCUUCCUCUUCCUCAGCUGGCGCCUGCUGCUGCUGGCCCUGCUCACCAUCUUCCUCCUCCUGGUCGGCUACACCAUGCCCGGCCAGAUCAGCCAGGUCACCUCCCGCCCCCUCCACCGGCCCUGA